Meriones unguiculatus (Mongolian gerbil) is the source of this 6854-nucleotide messenger RNA. RefSeq names its product NOP2/Sun RNA methyltransferase 2 (gene Nsun2). Gene Ontology annotation, cellular component: cytoplasm; nucleus. The transcript is spliced from 20 exons. Gene Ontology annotation, biological process: tRNA methylation. The record is from RefSeq and is a predicted model, not a curated record. Gene Ontology annotation, molecular function: tRNA (cytidine-N5)-methyltransferase activity; tRNA binding. NCBI's taxonomy places the organism in Eukaryota, Metazoa, Chordata, Mammalia, Rodentia, Muridae. The coding region runs from base 8 to 2344 and encodes 778 amino acids.
CCUCGGGAUGCAGGCGGAAGUACAGCGUGCGUGCUCAGUGGCGGGUCGCUGUCUACGCUCCGCGUGUGCAGUCGCGUGGGCCAUGGGGCGGCGGGCGCGGGUCCGGCGGCUCCAGCAGCCACCGCAGCCUGAGGGCGCUGAAGACGGCACCGAGGGAGGCAGGAAGCGCGGCCAGGCGGGUUGGGAAGGUGGAUAUCCCGAGAUAAUAAAGGAGAACAAGCUUUUCGAGCACUAUUAUCAGGAACUCAAGAUCGUGCCUGAAGGAGAGUGGGACCAAUUUAUGGAUUCACUCCGGGAGCCACUCCCAGCCACAUUGAGAAUCACUGGUUACAAAAGCCAUGCAAAAGAGAUUCUCCAUUGCUUGAAGAACAAGUAUUUUAAGGAGUUGGAGGACCUGGAGGUAGAUGGACAGAAAGUUGAAGUUCCACAGCCUCUAAGUUGGUACCCUGAAGAACUUGCCUGGCACACAAAUUUAAGUCGAAAAAUCUUGAGAAAGUCCCCACUGUUGGCAAAGUUUCAUCAGUUCCUGGUUAGCGAGGCUGAGUCUGGAAACAUCAUCCGCCAGGAGGCUGUCAGCAUGAUCCCCCCACUGCUGCUCAACGUUGAGCCACAUCAUAAGAUCUUAGACAUGUGUGCAGCCCCUGGAUCAAAGACCACACAGUUAAUUGAAAUGUUGCAUGCAGACAUGAGUGUCCCCUUUCCAGAGGGAUUUGUUAUCGCAAAUGACGUGGACAACAAGCGCUGCUAUCUGCUCGUCCGUCAGGCCAAAAGGUUGAGCAGUCCUUGUGUCAUGGUGGUAAACCAUGAUGCAUCCAGCAUCCCUAGACUUACAGUAGAUGUGGACGGAAGGAAAGAGAUUCUCUUCUAUGAUCGGAUUUUAUGUGAUGUCCCUUGCAGUGGUGAUGGCACAAUGAGAAAAAACAUUGAUGUUUGGAAGAAAUGGACUACCUUAAACAGCUUGCAGCUCCAUGGCCUUCAGCUUCGGAUUGCAACUCGAGGUGCUGAGCAGCUGGCAGAAGGCGGCAGGAUGGUGUACUCCACGUGUUCUUUGAAUCCCAUUGAGGAUGAAGCAGUAAUAGCAGCUCUGCUGGAAAAGAGUGAAGGUGCUCUUGAGCUUGCUGAUGUAUCUGCUGAGUUGCCAGGACUGAAGUGGAUGCCUGGAAUCUCACAGUGGAAGGUCAUGACUAGAGAUGGACAGUGGUUUGCAGACUGGGAUGAGGUUCCCCAGGGCAGACAUACACAAAUCCGACCUACUAUGUUCCCACCAAAGGACCUGGAAAGAUUACAGGCAGUGCAUCUAGAGCGAUGCCUUCGAAUACUACCACAUCAUCAGAAUACUGGAGGGUUCUUUGUGGCUGUACUGGUGAAGAAAGCACCAAUGCCAUGGAAUAAGCGUCAGCCAAAGGUACAGAGUAAGUCUGCAGAGCCCAGAGAGACCACAGAGUCCAGCCCUGUAGCUGCUGCAGAGGGGAAUUCCAGUGGAAGUCAGGUGAUCACUGGAGCUGCAGACUCAGAAGGAACACACACCACUGAGAACACCGAGAGCAAUGAGAAGAAAGAUGGCGUGUGUGGCCCUCCUCCAUCAAAGAAAAUGAAGUUGUUUGGAUUUAAAGAAGAUCCGUUUGUAUUCAUUCCUGAAGAUGAUCCUUUAUUUCCGCCUAUUGAGAAGUUUUAUGCCUUGGAUCCCUCGUUCCCGAGGAUGAAUUUGUUAACCCGAACUACAGAAGGGAAGAAGCGGCAGCUUUACAUGGUCUCCAAGGAGCUGAGGAAUAUACUGCUGAACAACAGCGAGAAGAUGAAGGUCAUUAACACUGGAGUCAAAGUCUGGUGUCGAAACAACAGUGGUGAGGAGUUUGACUGUGCGUUUCGUUUGGCACAGGAGGGGAUAUAUACAUUGUAUCCAUUUAUUAAUUCAAGAAUUAUUACUGUGUCCAUGGAAGAUGUAAAGAUACUGUUGACCCAGGAGAACCCAUUCUUUAGAAAACUGAGCAGUGAGGCCUACAGUCAAGUCAAGGAUCUGGCAAAGGGAAGCGUUGUGCUGAAGUAUGAACCAGACUCUACGAAUCCAGAUGCCCUCCAGUGCCCCAUCGUGCUGUGUGGGUGGCGGGGAAAGGCCUCUAUUCAAACUUUUGUGCCCAAGAAUGAGCGGCUUCAUUGUCUCAGGAUGAUGGGCGUAGAGGUGUUGGGAGAAAAAAAGAAAGAGGGUGUCAUUCAUCCCGAUGAGAGUGUGGCCAGCCCAGAGCAGCCUGAAGAUGAGGAGGGUGCUGAACAUACAGCACAAGAGGCCUGCGUCCCAGACACCGUCCCUGGCUGUGACCCGGCUGCAGCUGAGCCAUCCCGGUGAAGACAGCUGCACACACUGAACUGUGGUGACAGCUUUGCUUGUUGGAAGAUGCCUGCCUGCCAUGGUGCUCCACUCAGAUAUUUGCAUUUUACAGGGAGGUUUUUCAAGACUAUGUGUGUUCUUUUUCCGUCUCAGACUUCAACAGUGUUAACAUCUUUUUUGAGACAUGGUUUUGUUCUGCAGACCAGGUGUCCUGAACUUAAGAAUCUCCUGCUUCAGCCUCUAAAGUACUUCACUUAUAAGUGUGAUGCCAUGCCCCACUGUAGAUGCCGUCUUCAAGAGACCCUCUGAGCAGACAAACAAUGCUCUGUGACUCUUGCUCAAAUCCUUCUGCUGGGAGUGCCGGCCAGGUGGUACUCCUGGCUGCUACACCCAAGAUUCCAAUGAAUGUUAGAGUGAAGAGUGGUCUCCUCUCAGUCUCAGGAACAGCUGUCAGAUUCCCAUAAAGUGUAUUGCAGGAGGAAAGACAUUUACCUGUGGGAUUUCUUGGCCUUGCACAGAGCAGUUGUGUGAGCUUGUAUUUCCUAAGUGGUCACUGAAGUGUACUCAUGGAGCAUGUAUAAAGUAGCAGUUGCCUCUGUGGGUGGAGCAAAAGAAUGACAGACUUUUAAGUAAACACUUCUGUGGCUGGAGCGAAGUCUCAGGAGAUCAGAGCACUUGCUUCUCUUGCAGAGGACCUGAGUUUAGUUCCCAGCACCCAUGUUGGGUAGCUCACAGCUGCUUUAACUCCAGGGAAGAUAACCACCUUCUGGUUUCUGCAUGUUCUUGUACAAGCACAUAAAGUGUGAUGGAUAAAGUAUGAGUAAAAUGAUGCUUCCUCUGGUCACAGCCCAGACCAGCAGGGGUGCUAAACUUGUGCUUGCAAAAUUAUUCCACACGUUGUAUAUAAGAGCAGAAGGUCCUGUGUCUGCACAUGACCUGGGAGGGAAGUGGAGAGCAGCUGCUUAGGCAGAAGUAAGCACCUGGCAUAAGCCUGAGUCUGGAGCUCACCAAACUGGAAGAGUGCAGGAAAUGACAUUACUGGUUUGCCUCCAGGGAGCGACCUUCAGUGGCUGAGACCAAGGUCGAUAUUUAAAUGUUGAACUAGGGAGAUUUAGGGCUAAGUGACUAUAGAGAACAGGAGACAGCCAUACAUAUGAGAGUCCUAAGGGUGGAACUCUUACUGCUAUCCAUACCCUUGGGGAUAUUUACAUGGCUACACUGGUGUCUGAGGUACUCCUCAGCAAUCUGAGCAAAUGGAGCAUUGCCUGUCAGCCCUCUUACAGGGGAAGGCUUAGCCAGAUGAGGCCAGUGACUUGUGCUGAUUCUGUGGCCAUCACCAGGCCUUGGUAGUGAUGACUUUGAACUUGGGAUUCCAUGCCCUUGUGGAUUCUUCUGUCUUGUUUGGGGGUUAGCACACAUAGUGACUUGUUGAUAGUGUAAGGGAUGAGGGCAAUUAGUUGUAGAAAACGGAUUUUUUCCAUCUUUCUGACUGUCAGGUCCCCCAAGGACUCUUGGGAUUCAGCAUAGCCAUUCUUACAGCUUUUCUUUGCUACAGUGGAAAACUAGAAAUGCAGCAAUGGGGGCUGUUCUAUUUAAGUGACCUAGUUAAGGUCACUAUUGCUGUGAUGAAACUCCUUGACCAAAGCAACUUGGGGAAGAAAUGAGUUUAUUUUGGUUUACACUUCCAGGUAAUAGUCCAGCAAUGAGGGAAGUCAGGGCAGGAACCUGGAGGCAGGAGCUGAUGCAGGGCCAUGGAGGGGUGCUCCUUACUGGCUUGCUCAUCAUGGCUUGCUCAGCCUGCUUUCUUAAGGAAUCUAGGACCACCAGCCCACGGGUGUCCCCACCUACAACGUCCUGGGCCCUUUUCCAUCAUCCACUAAUUAAAGUGUUUUACAGGUUUGCAUACAGCCCUAUUUUAUAGAGGCAUUUUCUCAAUUGAGGUUCCCUUAUUUUAGAUGACAAGCUUAUGUCAAGUUGACAUAAAACUAGCCACCUAGAUGUCUAUAAAUAUCCAGAAGAAAUCUGUUUCUAAGCUAUUUCCCAGAGUCAAUACAGAGCUGGUUUCAUGCACAGUCUUCCUGGGAGGCUCAGCAAAUUCCAAGCCCACGUUUUUCUUGGGGUCAUAUAGGUACCUUCUGUCUGGUAUGUCUCAAACUCUAGGCUUCCAUAGGAGGACAAGAGCACAAUGAAAUCCAAGUGUCCAGAAGCCAGCUAAGGGGCAGCCUGUGCGUGGGCCUUUUUCUUUCCUAAGGAAGGAGAUUCUGGCCCACCACUUUGGGAGCUAAAUCCUGCCAACAAAAUCUUGUGAGUGAACUAAAAGCAGAAGGCCAUGGAGCCUUUUGGAUUCUCUAGAUCCACUGAGGUGGAAGUGAUAUUUCAGACCAUUGAAUUCUGUGACUCACCAGCAUUGAUCCAAGGAGAAAACACCAUAGGAGUACCUACUGGGGUCCAAAGCAGCAGUGCUCUCUUGGGUUUCUUCUCUGCUGGGAAUCCUGUCCAUCUGUUAAAGGCUUAAUAUCUCAAUUUGAUGUGGAAUAUGCAUUGAGCUUGGGCUCUGUCUUGGUCCAUGGUAGUUUAGGGCAGUGUUCGUUCUUCUGUAGAGUCAAAUCCUCUGAUCAAGGCCCUGACAGAUUGUAUGCUUUUAAGCAUCACUUCCAAAUUAACAGGUGUCCAUCAGGCUGUUCUCUAAGGCCACUAACCCCAUUCAUGAGAACCACACCCUUCUGACCAAAGGCCCCAGCCCUCAGCAGCACUGAUCUGAGGCUAGGUUUCAGCGAACACAGCAACAUCGAAGGGCUUGGCAAGAGUUGAGGCCAGGCCUGCCUCACAGGUAGCUCACUUGCAGAGAGACCACACAGGUGAGCCACUUCUUUCCUGGGAUGCCAUGUGACUUUGCAGAAGAAUUUUAGAUAAAGCCCAGUAAGAAGGCUCCAGCAGUUCCCAGCUCUGAAACCAGUGUAAAGAUCUGCACUUUGGGAUGAGCACAAAGCGAAUGAAGGGCUGAGUCUCCUGCCUUACGGUGGUUAGUUUAGACUCAACUGGGAGAGGUGUCUGUCGAUUAUGCCAAAAGUAAGUCCUUGCCUCAUGGCUUUCCUGUGGGUUUUGGACCUGCACUGUAUGAAAGGAGAAACCACAUGAACAUAAGCCAAGCGUGUUUGUUCUCUCUGCUGCUGACUGCAGGUGUGAGCCACUGCCUCACGUCCCUGCCUUGACCUCUCCAUAAUAAUGGACUGUAACCUGGAACUGUGAGCCGAAAUAAAAUGCUGUUACCCCCCAUUAGGGUAUUUUAUCAUAGCAACUAACAAGACCAGGACAAAUUGGAACUGAGAAUGCAUUAUUGCAGCAUUAAACCUGACCAUGUGGCUGUUGAGCCUCUGCAGUUGUUUUUGGAAAGACUGUGGAAGCACUUGGUACAGUGGCUACAAAGCUACAGAAUGCUGUAAGCAGAACCUAGGCUACUAUAGCAGGAUCUUGCAAGUCAGCAAUGCUGAGAAAAGUGCAAACAGUGGAGACCCAGUUCACGAGGCUCAUGAGGAUUCAGAGAGUAACAAGGACUCCGUCAAUAACUGGACUGAGGGCCAUCUUGAUCAAGAAUCUAGCUGUGUUUUGCCUAUGUCCUGAGAGCGUGGGGGGGGGGGGGUUAAGUGUGAAGAUGAUGAAGUGAUUUAUCUGGCACAAGACGUUUCAAAGCAGGUGGUAUUCAGGCUGGUGCUAAAGAAAAAGUUAAAUCAGCACCAUUGUGAGACCCCCCUGUACUGCAAGGAAGGACAAGGAAGGCUGUCUGGAAGCAAGUCCUCACCUUGCAGAACCUCCAUUCUGUCAGAAUCUGAAUUCACUUGAAGAAUGCCUACCAUGAAGGGUUCUGUGGUCUACAGAGUCUCUCUAUGUAGUCCUGGCUGUCCUGGAACUCACUCUGUAGACCAGGCUGACCUUGAACUCACAGAGACCCACCUGCCUCUGUUUCUAGAGUGCUGGGAUUAAGGACAUGCACCAGCACUGCCUGGUUCGGAAGCUCAUAGCGGUAGGCCAAGGGGCCUACGUCUGGAGCUGGUAGCCAAACUGCAGGGCUAUAAACAUCAUCCAUUUGGUGCUUGUUUUGAGGGCAAAGAUGCGAGACUGAGGGAGGAGUCUUUGGAGAGCAGGCUAGACCUCAUGUGGCACAGUUGGGAGUCCCUGCAAAGAGGUCCCAGAACUGCUGCUGCAGGAAGCUACAAAGGUGAAGCCUUGGUGCAGCAGGGAGCCCAGCAUAUUGGAAAUGUCAGGCCAUGAGGUGUUCACCAAGGAAAGCUGCAGGUGUGGAGUGGAGCUGGCCUGUGCUGAGGAGAGCUCUGUGCUGCAGGUGUCAGAGCUGGGGUGGGCGGUGUGUGGGAGCCCCAUCUAAGUAAGCCCUUUGGAGCUUAAUUGAUUACAAGUUGACAUGGAAUUGCAAAAUUUGUUCUCCCUGUUGGAUUUAUUUAUUUUAUCUCUUUGCUUUUACACCCUGGUUCUUGAAUUUGGAAAAAUAAAGUUUACUCUGUGCCUUUAUGUA